Messenger RNA from Eutrema salsugineum, 1577 nucleotides. RefSeq names its product amino acid transporter ANT1. Gene Ontology annotation, cellular component: vacuolar membrane. The record is from RefSeq and is a predicted model, not a curated record. Gene Ontology annotation, biological process: amino acid transmembrane transport. Lineage: Eukaryota; Viridiplantae; Streptophyta; Magnoliopsida; Brassicales; Brassicaceae. The transcript is spliced from 3 exons. Gene Ontology annotation, molecular function: amino acid transmembrane transporter activity. The coding region runs from base 82 to 1389 and encodes 435 amino acids.
AUUUGCGGCGGAAUAGAUCGUACGUCUCCUUAAAAACAAAAAUAGAAGAAAAACAAAAAACAAGAGGAGUGAAUCUCGGCGAUGGCGAUCAAGGACCUGGCGGCGAACGACGAUUCAUCUCUUCCUCUGAUAAAAUCUCCGCCGUCUACAACGACCGGAGACAGAACCACGGCUCUUCAGACGCUCGGAAACAUUAUCGUCUCCAUCGUCGGUACAGGCGUCCUUGGGCUCCCUUAUGCUUUCCGUGUCGCCGGAUGGUUCGCCGGAUCUCUCGGCGUUAUUAUCGUCGGAUUCGCCACCUAUUACUGCAUGCUCCUCCUCAUUCAGUGCAGAGACAAGCUCGAAUCGGAAGAAGGAAAAGAAGAAUCAAAGACAUAUGGUGAUUUAGGAUUCAAAUGUAUGGGAACAAAAGGUCGAUACCUAACCGAAUUCCUCAUAUUCACUGCUCAAUGUGGUGGAUCAGUAGCAUAUCUAGUGUUCAUAGGCCGAAAUAUGUCGUCGAUAUUCAAAUCAUGUGGAUUAAGUAUGGUCUCCUUCAUCUUGAUCCUGGUUCCAAUCGAGGCUGGACUGUCUUGGAUCACUUCUUUAUCAGCUCUCUCGCCUUUCAGCAUCUUUGCUGAUAUAUGCAAUAUCAUAGCAAUGUGUUUCGUUGUGAAAGAAAACGUGGAGAUGGUGAUCGAAGGAGACUUCUCGUUUGGUGACAGAACAGCCAUUUCGUCUACCAUUGGAGGCUUACCGUUUGCUGGAGGAGUUGCAGUGUUCUGUUUUGAGGGUUUUGCGAUGACGUUGGCUCUUGAAGGUUCUAUGAAGGAGAGAGAAGCUUUCCCUAAGCUGUUAGCUAAAGUGCUUGCCGGGAUUACGUUUGUCUACGUGUUGUUCGGUUUCUGCGGUUAUAUGGCUUACGGCGAUGAAACAAAGGAUAUCAUCACACUUAACCUCCCAAAGAAUUGGUCUGCCAUUGCCGUGCAGAUUGGCUUAUGUGUGGGAUUGACGUUUACAUUCCCCAUCAUGGUACAUCCGCUUAACGAGAUCAUAGAGCAGAAACUGAAAAGGAUUGAUUGGCUUCAAAAGCAUCAUCAUCAUCAGCAGCAGCAUCAGUACAGCAACGAAACAGUUUCAGUGUCAAAAUAUGUAAUCUUGAUCACGAGGACGCUUUUGGUGGUAGGACUGGCAGCAAUCGCGUCAUUAGUGCCGGGCUUUGGCACAUUUGCAUCUCUGGUUGGAAGUACUCUGUGUGCACUCAUAUCAUUUGUGUUGCCGGCUUCUUAUCACCUCACGCUGCUCGGUCCAUCGCUAAAUUUGUGGAGCAAAUCCGUUGAUGUGUUCAUUGUGAUUUGCGGGUUGCUCUUUGCUGUUUAUGGUACUUACAACACAAUCGUCGGAGUGUGAAAAGGAGAGUAAGUUAAUCUGUCUGUAAAAUGAACACAGCAAACAGAAAGUUGCUCAGACCGACAAGAAAAAAAAAUGUAUAUAGCUGUUUUACGUGAAUCUAAUUUAAAUCGGAAGGCAGUCAGAAAAAUCAUAUUGUUGUAUGAUCAUUUAAUGGGUGUAAUGGGAAAUGGUGACAACUUUUAAAA